GUUAAACAUUUCCCCCCUAUUGCCUUCGGUCCAAAGGACUAAUAGGGCUUCAUUUGCAAUGGCCGAAUGAAGUUGCUAGGAUGCUACCCCCCUGGGCAAAAAUGAGCUGUUGGGGCCCCAAUAACCCCCUCUUUCCUCCCACUACUUAAUAUACUUAAAAGGGCCUGUACCUAGAAAUCUAGUCAAUAGCCUUUGGCUCACCCACUUCACUCAUGCGUUAUCCAGUCAUGUUUAUUUACCAAACGUGAAUUUAUAGCAUUGGUGAAUCAGAGAAUCGAAAAGAGUGUUUUAUAGAAUAAUAGACCGAGUUGUUAGGAAGGGGCCACGUGAAGUUUAAGUCUGAGAUUAAUUUUAAUUAUUUUAAGAGAUUCCUCUGAAUAAAGUCGUUUUGGGGGGGUUCAAUUUACGGAUUUAAACUUUUCAGAUGCUGUAAAUUGAUGUAGAUGCACACUCGGCCCCUUGGGGCGGUAAACUAUUUUCCGCCUGAAAAUAAACAGACGAAGAAGAAAAUGCUGCGCAGGAAGCUGCGCAGUUGCUUCGACUUCGGUCAUGAAUGAUGGAGACGAAUGUUUUGAUGGAGUCUAGGGACUAAACUGGAUAUAUUUGUUGGUGUAACACCACACUGCAGUCGCCGUUUUAGCGGUUUAAAAACACUCCUGCUGCAUCAACCGAUGUGCAUCAACAGUUGUAGACUGAUUUAAUCUGACUGAGCAAGAAGUGGUCGGUUAACGAAUAUCGUUUACAGCGGCGGCCUAGCUAACAUUUUAGCUAGCGCCGUGAAGUUUUUUGUUAGCCCUCCUUCAACCUGCGGUGUUGUCCACGACACUACACCUCCACCUGGGAUUAUUCCAUCACCACUGUGGCUAGAUUGACGAGAGAUUGUCGUACCUCUUAAUUGACUUCAGUUCCUCGCAAAGCCAAGUGUGAGUACGGCGCCUUGAGAGCAGAUCGAGUGGAAGUGGUUACCCAUGUCCACGAGCUACUGCAGAGUAAUACUCUUUGAUAACCUCAGCAAACAUGUCUUUGGUCGCCUAUGGUAGCAGCGAUGAGAGUGACUCCGAGGGGACCUCUGCCGCACCGCAGAGCAAAGUCGGCGCAGGUGGGCUCUUCUCACUCCUGCCUGCUCCGAAAAAGUCUGCGUCGACAGGCGGAAGCGAUGGACCACGCAAGGAGACAAGAACGAAUCCUUCGGCGCGGGACGCCUCGUCAAACGACGACCUAGAUACGCUGCCAUCUAAAGGAGGCUUGUUAUCCAGUCUGCCGAGGCCGAAGAAGCGAACGGAGCCCGUCAAGAUCACCGUGCCACAGAUCCAGAGACGGGAUUCAGACUCCGAUGAUGAUGAUGAACCAGCGAAGAAGAAACUACAACCUCAGGGUGCCGGCACGGGCCUGUCUGCCCUUCUACCGCAACCCAAAAACCUGACGGUGAAGGAAACGGCCAGAACCCUGAUUCCACACACACUCACCAAACGGCAAGAACCCAAAGGAGCCAAGCCUGGAGCACCCGCUCGGGCUCUGGUUGGCUCCAGCGCGUCUCCCUCUGCUAUCAAAGCCGCAGCAAAGUCGGCGGCCCUGCAGCUGGCUCGACAAAUAGCCGCUGACGACCAAGAUAAUGAGGAGGACAUAACCCCACAGAACUACUUCUCCCUAGGCGACAGCCCCCAGCCCCUUCCCGCAGUCAUCUCUAGCUUGGACCCUGAGCCAGGAGCCACGGCAGAGCCUCCUUCUAUAACACCUGAUGAUGAGCCUGGUCAGUCGGACGCCCCUCUUGACUUUGGGGGCAGCCAAGAGGGAGCCGGUGCAUGGGGAGGUCAAUAUUCUCAGUAUCCCCAGCCCAUGACAGCCCCAGAGGCUUUCCCUCAGGAUUACUAUUCUGAGUCAUACUAUCAAGAUCCUGACCCCCCAUUGUCAGAGGAGAUUGAAGAGCCUGGACAAUCUGCCAUGUUUGAUGAUGAAGCGUUCAUGCGGCUGCAGGGGAAAAGAAACCGAGGCAAAGAGGAGGUGAAGUUUCUGGAGAUCAAGGGAGACGACCAGCUGAGUAGCAACCAGCAGUGGAUGACCAAGAACAUGACAGAAGAGAAGCAGAACCGCAAGUCCUUCAGCAAGAAAAAAGGAGAACAACCUACAGGACAACAGCGACGCAAGCACCAGAUAACAUAUCUCAUUCACCAGGCAAAGGAACGUGAGCUGGAGCUGAAGAACAGCUGGGCGGAUAACAAGUUAACCCGCCGGCAGACCCAGGCCAAAUAUGGUUUCUAAAUGUCACACUGUGUGGACUCAAUGGUGGCUCACCAAAACGCCGGAUCAGAAAGUAGAAUAGAGAUUCACAGAUUUCCCAAACAAAGAAGUGGUUGUGUUUUGGGGGUGUAUAUCCUAAUACAGAUUUUUCCUCUUGCCCAUCAUGCAUUUUUGUUGAACUGUUAAUAUUCAAUAGUUGUUUUGAUCAACUGUUUGAUAAGGUGUAACUCCCACUUCAGAACUGAAGUUAACAGCAGUGAAACUCUCCUUUGACUGUAUUUUACCAUAAAUAAACUGGCACUAUACCUACAUACUGUACAACAGUGUUUUUAAGGUCAGUCAGUGGUAGAGAGGAUGUUAUGUGACUGAAAUGACCAUUACAAAUGUUUUCUUUUGAAUGUGUAUGCUUCCUGACCAUUAACAUUAAUGAAUGACAACUUUUUUUCUGGUGAAGUCCCUAUAGAAAAAGCUUGGUUCUCUGGCGAUCAUAGUCAUUAGAAGGCUGUGAAAAAAUAUACGUUCAUAAAUAUAUAUUUAUACACUGAAUCAACAACUUUGAAGGGAAAAAUAAUGUUGGAAGACAAACAAGUUGAUUUGCUUGUAAAAGUUGUUCAUAUCUAUUCUGUGGCCAUUACUACUUAUAUUCCUGGUUAUGUUUCUUUAUCUUCAUAAAUUGCCAGAGAACCAAACGUGCAUUUCUACUCCAGGUUCUGGCGAUUCUGGUGUCAGAAUGAAUUUUUGGAAUAUGUGUAGGCUCAUCCUCUGCCAGUGUGCCAGAAUGUUUUAAACGAGCGGAUUACUUUUGUUUAGGGAAAGACCUUUUGUUUACCUUUGUUAUGAGUGUUGUGCAGUUAAGAUUGGUCAAUAAAUAUUUUGCUUUCCUGGCUCUGUA
This is a messenger RNA of Scophthalmus maximus (turbot), 3130 nucleotides long. It is a transcript of the gene prcc, whose product is annotated as proline rich mitotic checkpoint control factor. The record is from RefSeq and is a predicted model, not a curated record. The coding region runs from base 1018 to 2259 and encodes 413 amino acids. Gene Ontology annotation, cellular component: nucleus. The transcript has 7 exons. NCBI's taxonomy places the organism in Eukaryota, Metazoa, Chordata, Actinopteri, Pleuronectiformes, Scophthalmidae.